Messenger RNA from Aedes albopictus (Asian tiger mosquito), 1662 nucleotides. RefSeq names its product eukaryotic translation initiation factor 3 subunit E (gene eIF3e). Gene Ontology annotation, molecular function: translation initiation factor activity. The record is from RefSeq and is a predicted model, not a curated record. The coding region runs from base 136 to 1443 and encodes 435 amino acids. Gene Ontology annotation, biological process: translational initiation. The transcript is spliced from 3 exons. Gene Ontology annotation, cellular component: nucleus; cytoplasm; eukaryotic translation initiation factor 3 complex. NCBI's taxonomy places the organism in Eukaryota, Metazoa, Arthropoda, Insecta, Diptera, Culicidae.
CAUUUUCCUCGUUCUUCCCAAACGUCGCCCGGACAGACCAAAAGACUGUCCACAUGUCGUUCUGUUGAAAUAGUGAUUUUAUUCAACGUUUUCCGAUAGUUUCGAUCCCCGAUUGCAAGUGCUACGAUUACCAGGAUGGCCAAGUUUGAUUUGACGGCAAAAAAUUGCCAGUACCUCGACCGGCAUCUGACCUUUCCGCUGCUCGAGUUUCUGCUGCAAAAGGACAUCUAUGACCAAACAUCGUUGCUGAAGUUCAUCUUGCAAACAGUCAGCAAGACGAACAUGGUGGAUUACACCAUGGACAUUCGCGAGCGUCUGAAUAUGGGCAAGGAGCUGCCGGAGGAAUUGUCCAAGCGGCGAGCCAAUGUGUUGGUUAAGCUGAAGGAACUGCAGACGGAGGUGGCCCCGCUGAUGAAGUGCAUGGAGGAACUUAAGAAUCCGGACUCCAUGAAGGACUCCAAGUCGAUUGUGCACGCCUUGCAACAGGAGUUUGACUUCAAAUAUGACAUCAUCAAAAGCGCCCAGAAGUUGGCCAAGUACCUGUACGAGUGCGGAAACUAUCGGGAUUCGAUUUCCUACUUGUACAUUUGCCUGUUGGUCAUGGAGCCGGCCGAUAAGAACUACUUGACUGUUCUCUGGGGUAAACUGGCGGCCGAGAUCCUUACCCUGAACUGGCCAACCGCGCUUGAGGAUUUGACCCGUCUGCGUGAUUUCAUCGAUAACCACAACUUCUCGCCAAUCGAGGUGCUGCAACAGCGCACCUGGUUGAUCCACUGGAGUGUUCUGGUGUUCUUCAACCAUGCCAAGGGACGCGAUUUGAUCAUCGAGAUGUUCUUGUACAAACCACUGUAUCUGAAUGCGAUCCAAACUAUGUGUCCGCACAUUUUGCGCUACUUGGCCACAGCUGUCAUCAUCAACCGAGGCCGGCGAAACGCUCUCAAGGAUUUGAUAAAGAUCAUCCAGCAGGAGUCUUACACCUACCGCGACCCAAUCACCGAGUUCCUGGAACACUUGUACGUGAACUUUGACUUCGAGGGCGCCCGGAUGAAGCUGCACGAGUGCCAGACGGUGAUCGUGAACGAUUUCUUCAUCAUCGGAUGUCUGCAGGAGUUCAUCGAAAAUGCCCGUCUGAUGAUCUUCGAGACGUUCUGCCGUAUCCAUCAGUGUAUCACGAUCGGCAUGUUGGCCGAUAAGCUGAACAUGGAACCGGACGAAGCCGAAUGCUGGAUCGUCAACUUGAUCCGCAAUGCCCGGUUGGAUGCCAAGAUCGACUCCAAGCUGGGCCAUGUCGUAAUGGGAACGCAACCUCUCUCUCCGUAUCAGCAGUUGGUGGAAAAGAUUGACUCACUUUCGGUUCGCUCCGAGGCGCUGACCGUUCUGGUUGAGCGCAAGCAGAAAGCUAAAACACAAGAAUCCGGUGAAGGAAAUUGGAAGUAUUAUUAAGCCAAAAGCGAAGUAUAAUAUUGAAAGUGAAAGAUUUUGAUUCAAUUGUAACCAACAAAGCCGCUGAACCGAACAGAGAGAAGAAAUAAGGCGUUCCACAUUUACAACAUCUAACAUAAAACAUAAUUGCCAGACGCAGUUUAGGUAGAAUGAUACAAUUUACAGCAACAGUCUAUUAUAGAUUACGGAGAAAAUACGGAAAUAAACUGAUGAAGGGCA